CCACAUCCUCAAAAUGUUGAAUUCUCAAAAAACCCCCCAAAAACGGUCUCCUUCUCCCGCCAAAAAACCAGUACCACAACGACCGAAUUUGAAUUGGAGUGACUCAGAUGACUCACUUUUUGGGAAAAACAGAUUCAAACUUCCCGCCAAAAAACAAGAAAAAAAUUCCCGCCCAAAUGAUGAGUCCAAAAUUCGGCGUUUCCCUGAUUAUCAGUAUUCCAGAAAGUCCCCUCCUCGUCGAUAUUCCCGCCAAAAACAACAUACUCCCAAUCGUCAUGACAACCGUCGGCACAUCAAAGAAAGGGGAGGUCACCAUGGUUACCUGAGAGAAGAAGAAAGGCGACUUGAAAGAGAACGGGAGGCAUUGAAACGAGAGAGAGAAAAGUUAGAGAGAGAACGAGCAGAAUUAGCCAAGAGAAUAUAUGUAAGUCGACGAGAAGUCCACUACGAGAAGAGGCACCCGCAUGUGGGGUCAGUCAAACGAGGGUGGACAGACUGGGGGAAUAACCGAGGUGAUUCAUCACGACAAUAUUCCAUCAGACAUUCCGGUGAUUCAUUCAGAUUGCACUCUGAUCGACAUUACUCUCGGCGAUAUUGACAUUCGGC
Octopus sinensis (East Asian common octopus) is the source of this 606-nucleotide messenger RNA. RefSeq names its product zinc finger CCCH domain-containing protein 13-like. The coding region runs from base 14 to 598 and encodes 194 amino acids. Lineage: Eukaryota; Metazoa; Mollusca; Cephalopoda; Octopoda; Octopodidae. The record is from RefSeq and is a predicted model, not a curated record. The transcript has 3 exons.